UUCUCGCUGAGGGAGAAAGACGCAAGCAGCCGCAGGGUCUUGGCGGAGCGGCGGUAGCUGGAGACGGAGAGCGACGGCGCCACAUGCACAGUGUGUACAGUGUAGUCCUCUCACCCUCAAAGAUGGUGAAGCUGGAUAUUCACACUCUGGCUCAUCACCUCAAGCAGGAACGGCUCUAUGUAAACUCAGAAAAGCAACUUAUUCAGAGAUUAAAUACAGAUGUAUUGAAGACAGCUGAGAAACUGUACCACACAGCGUGGAUUUCCAAGCAGCAAAGGAUUAACUUGGACAGACUUAUCAUAACAAGUGCUGAAGCUUCUCCUGCUGAAUGCUGCCAGCAUGCCAAAGUCUUGGAGGACACACAGUUUGUUGAUGGGUACAAGCAGUUGGGAUUUCAAGAGACUGCUUAUGGAGAAUUCCUCAACAGGUUGAGAGAGAACCCUAGGCUUAUUGCUUCCUCUCUGGUUGCUGGAGAGAAACUCAACCAGGACAACACACAAAGUGUUAUUUACACAGUCUUUACCUCCAUCUAUGGGAAUUGCAUCAUGCAGGAAGAUGAGAGCUACCUCCUUCAAGUUUUGCGUUACUUGAUAGAAUUUGAACUGAAGGAAAGCGACAAUCCCAGACGGCUUUUGAGGAGAGGCACGUGUGCAUUCAGCAUUUUAUUCAAACUUUUUUCUGAAGGACUCUUCUCUGCAAAACUCUUCCUCACUGCAACAUUGCAUGAGCCAAUCAUGCAGCUGCUGGUGGAAGAUGAAGACCACCUAGAAACAGAUGCAAGCAAAUUGAUUGAGAGAUUCUCUUCCGCACAACAGGAAAAACUCUUUGGGGAGAAAGGCACAGAAAGAUUCAAACAAAAAGUCCAAGAAAUGGUGGAUUCCAAUGAGGCUAAGUUAGUGGCUUUGGUGAACAAAUUCAUUGGUUAUCUCAAGCAGAACACAUACUGCUUUCCGCAUAGCUUGAGAUGGAUUUUAUCACAAAUGUACAAAACACUCUCCUGUGUAGACCGCCUGGAGGUUGGGGAGGUGCGAGCAAUGUGCACGGAUCUUCUGCUUGCAUGUUUCAUUUGUCCUGCAGUUGUCAACCCAGAACAGUAUGGAAUAAUUUCGGAUGCCCCAAUAAACGAGGUGGCAAGAUUUAAUCUGAUGCAGGUCGGGAGACUUUUGCAGCAGUUGGCAAUGACAGGUUCUGAAGAGGGAGAUCCGCACAUGAAGAGCAACCUUGGCAAAUUCGACAAAAGCUGUGUUGCUGCUUUCCUGGAUGUUGUUAUUAGUGGGCGUGCUGUGGAAACCCCUCCGAUGUCCUCAGUUAACCUUCUAGAAGGGUUGAGUAGGACUGUGGUUUAUAUGACAUACAGCCAACUUAUUAAUCUGGUUGGCUUUAUGCGGAAUGUAAUGUCAAGUGAUCAGCUGAAGGAAGAUCGGAUGGCUCUGGAAAACUUGUUGGCAAACUUACCCCAGAACAGACCCGGGAAAAGUAGCAGCCUUGAAAUGACUCCUUACAAUACCCCACAACUCUCCCCUGCAACUACCCCAGCCAACAAAAAAAAUCGACUGCCUAUAGGACAACAGUUGGCAGCCAUUACUGCCUGGGAUACUUCUACCACCAAUCUCUCAGCUCACAUUAAUCUAGUAACCCCAUUUGCUACCCGUAGCAGAAAUAGAUCAAAUAUUCCAAUGGACCAGCAUGGAGACCAUGAGGGAUCCUCCCAGGAGUCUAUACAGGAAGUUCAGCCAGAAGAAGUGCUGGUUAUUUCUUUGGGAACAGGUCCGCAGCUUACUCCGGGGAUGAUGUCAGAAAAUGAGGUCUUAAACAUGCAGCUUGCCGAUGGAGGACAAGGAGAUGUCCCUGUUGAUGAAACCAAACUCCACGGUCCAUCAAAUCGCUCCAAUUCUGUGUCCUCUUUGGAUUUAGAAGGAGAGUCUGUGUCAGAGCUUGGUGCAGGGCCUUCUGGGAGCAAUGGUGUUGAAGCCCUGCAGCUGUUAGAACAUGAACAAGCUACGACUCAGGAUAAUCUUGAUGACAAGCUCCGUAAAUUUGAAAUUCGUGAUAUGAUGGGAUUGACUGAUGACAGGGACAUAUCAGAAACUGUGAGCGAGACCUGGAGCACAGAUGUCUUGGGCAGUGACUUUGAUCCAAAUAUUGAUGAAGACCGGUUGCAAGAAAUUGCAGGUACAGCUGCAGAGAACAUGCUUGGCAGCUUGCUAUGUUUGCCAGGUUCAGGAUCUGUGCUGCUUGACCCGUGCACAGGGUCAACCAUAUCAGAAACCACCAGUGAAGCGUGGAGUGUGGAGGUAUUGCCAAGUGAUUCAGAGGCCCCAGACCUAAAGCAGGAGGAAAGACUGCAGGAGCUGGAAAGCUGUUCUGGGCUAGGCAGCACCUCUGAUGACACAGAUGUGAGGGAGGUCAGUUCUCGUCCCAGUACACCAGGCCUCAGCGUCGUGUCAGGUAUUAGUGCAACCUCUGAGGAUAUUCCUAAUAAGAUCGAGGACCUUAGGUCUGAGUGUAGCUCUGACUUUGGAGGGAAAGAUUCUGUGACAAGUCCUGAUAUGGAUGAAACAGCUCAUGGAGCCAGUCAGUUGACUUCUCCCCCUUCUCAGUCGGACUCUUUGCUUGCAUUGUUUGACCCUCUGUCAUCACAUGAAGGUGUAUCGGCAGUGGUUAGGCCUAAAGUGCACUAUGCAAGACCCGCUCAUCCGCCACCAGAUCCGCCAAUCUUGGAAGGAGCUAUGGGAGGUAAUGAGGCCAGAUUCCCAAAUUUUGGUUCCCACAUCUUAAUCCCAACUGAUUUGGAGGCGUUCAAACAAAGGCAUUCCUAUCCAGAAAGGCUGGUCCGCAGCAGGAGCUCUGACAUAGUGUCAUCAGUUCGGAGACCGAUGAGUGACCCUGGCUGGAACAGGCGGCCUGGCAAUGAAGAAAGGGAGCUUCCCACACAAACACCCAACAUUGGGGCAGCUGCUUCAGGGCCUGCGCCUCAGUCCUCUUCGUCAUCCCCCAGUAAAGAUUCCUCUAGAGGAGAGAAUGAGGAACGAAAAGAUAGUGACGAUGAAAAAUCUGACAGGAACAGACCCUGGUGGAGAAAGCGUUUCGUUUCUGCCAUGCCCAAAGCUCCUAUACCAUUUAGAAAAAAAGAAAAACAAGAAAAAGACAAAGAUGACUUUGUGUCUGAGAGAUUCUCAACACUUCAAGAUGAUCCCAAUCCCAGACUAAGUGCACAGGCACAGGCUGCAGAGGAUAUCCUGGACAAAUAUAGGAAUGCUAUUAAGCGAACCAGCCCAAGUGAAGGAGCUAUAGUAAAUUUUGAAAGUGCAGAGGUAAUUGGAGAUGGUGAAAGUAUACACGACUCUCCACGCGAUGAAGCCCUGCAGAAUAUGUCAGCUGAUGACCUCCCAGAUUCUGCAAGUCAAGUAGCACAGCCGCAAGACUCUGCUUUCUCUUACAGGGAUGCAAAGAAGAAACUGAGACUGGCUCUUUGUUCAGCAGAUUCCAUUGCCUUCCCAAUGUUGACCCAUUCAACAAGAAAUGGCCUACCAGAUCACACUGACCCUGAUGACAAUGAAAUUGUGUGCUUCCUGAAAGUUCAGUUAGCUGAAGCUAUUAAUCUACAAGAUAAGAAUUUGAUGGCCCAACUGCAGGAGACAAUGCGCUGUGUAAGCCGCUUUGAUAACCGAACAUGUCGAAAGCUACUGGCUUCCAUUGCAGAGGAUUAUAGGAAAAGGGCUCCAUAUAUUGCUUAUUUAACUCGAUGUCGCCAAGGUCUGCAGACCACACAAGCCCAUCUGGAAAGGCUCCUGCAAAGGGUAUUACGUGAUAAGGAAGUCGCCAACAGAUAUUUCACCACAGUUUGUGUGAGGUUACUUCUGGAAAGCAAAGAAAAAAAGAUAAGGGAAUUCAUUCAAGAUUUCCAGAAACUCACUGCAGCAGACGAUAAAACAGCCCAAGUAGAAGACUUUCUUCAGUUUUUAUAUGGGGCCAUGGCCCAGGAUGUCAUCUGGCAAAAUGCCAGUGAAGAGCAGCUCCAGGAUGCACAGCUAGCCAUAGAACGCAGUGUGAUGAAUCGCAUUUUCAAACUCUCAUUCUACCCUAAUCAGGAUGGAGACAUUUUGCGUGACCAGGUCCUUCAUGAGCAUAUCCAAAGGUUGUCUAAGGUAGUGACUGCAAACCACCGAGCACUUCAGAUACCAGAGGUGUAUCUCCGGGAGGCACCAUGGCCAUCUGCGCAGUCUGAAAUCCGCACAAUCAGCGCUUACAAAACCCCACGGGACAAAGUGCAGUGUAUUCUGCGAAUGUGUUCAACCAUCAUGAACCUGCUGAGUUUGGCCAAUGAAGAUUCAGUCCCUGGGGCAGAUGACUUUGUUCCUGUUUUGGUGUUUGUUCUGAUAAAGGCAAACCCACCCUGCUUGUUGUCCACUGUUCAGUACAUCAGUAGCUUCUAUGCUAACUGUUUAACUGGAGAAGAAUCUUACUGGUGGAUGCAGUUCACAGCAGCAGUUGAAUUUAUUAAAACCAUUGAUGAUCGCAAGUGACCCAAAGGAGCACCUGUGUAGACAGACUGUUAGCUGCAAAGAGCCUGUAAGAAUGUAGAUCAGCUGUUUCAAAGGCUGAAGAAAUACUUUCCUUGUAUAAUAUUGUACAGAGUGGAAGCAUUUAAAUUUUUUUUACUAAUCAGAUUAAUUAAUUAAACAGGUUUUCUUUCCUCUCUGUUUUGGUUGCAUCUUUUCCCCCUUUAGGGAUUAGCACAGGGAAAAGGGACCACAUUUUUCAGGUAUUGUGGAUUCUCAAAAUCGCUUAGGAAAUUCUGCUGUCACUGCCCCUUUCACGCAGACACUAUUUUCCCCCUAGACUUCUCUUUAUGUAAAUUCAUUCAUUUUCUUUGUUUCCAACCAAAAAGAUCAUGGCAAGCACUUUUAAGAGCCUUUCUAGCUCAAUACACCUUUUAUAAGAGAACACCAGCUGCACUGAAAGUUUGUAGCAGUUGACACAAUUAUAAAUUGUACUUCACCUAUGGUAAAAUUAAAACCUGAGGACAAUGUAAAUAUAUGAUAUAAUAUUUAAUAAACUGCAGUCAUCUUUGGACUCAUUAUCCUUUCAACCAGCAAACAAGCAGUUUCUCUCUCCUACAGCAGAUUGUGACAUACUGUAUUGGGUAAUGAGAUGACUUCCUCAAUAGGAUAAGUUUAAAAAGGGCAAACCUAAAUAUUUAUUUAAAUUUAAUAAAGUUUACAGAACUUUCUGAAACUGGAAUUUACAAUUCACAGGGCUCUCACUUGAAAGUUUAAAAUUUUGGCUCGGGAAUUAGAGCAUUUUAAAUAAAUAGUUUAAAUUUAUAGAAGAGAGGGCUGUAAGUUUCAAUAGAUAAGUUCUAAUAUAAAAAGGAAUAGUAUAUACCUUAUUGUAAUAUUUUUCAUCUGAAAUACUGUGUAUACUGUACAAACCCCAAACAGAAUUCCUUACAGAACCUGAAACUGUAAUAUAUAUUUUGAUUAUUCACAUUAAAUAUACAUGCCAGGGGUUUCAGUGAAUGUUUUUUUACUAUGUGUUCUUUGUAUCGUCUUUUCUCUAGCAGUGCAGCUUUUACUAUUCAUAUAAAAUAUUUUAUAAGUACCACAUUGUCCUUUAUAAAACACAUCAUGAAAUCAGUUCAGGGAAUCUUUGCAGAUGUGUCUCACCCCUCUCCCGUUUGAAACUGACAGUUAUGAGAAGAGCAGGUGCACUUCCUUGAUGAGCAAAAAUAAUAGUGUUUCCAUAGCUGGCCCAAGCCAUUUCUUAUACUCCUGUGAGUGGUCAUUGGCCUUUGUUCUUGUAGAUCUAGCUAAAAAAGGGCUGCGAUCAAUUUCUUUUGUAAAAGGCACACUGCUUAACACCUCCAAUGCUGGCAUUACUCCUCGUUCUCUCCUCUUUCUCCCAGUGUACAUCACUUCACUGGCAGUGAGGUGAGCUGGAUUUGCUGGCUUUGAGUGGUGAAAGAAAUUACAUAAUCUGCAUCCCUUCUUUAAAUAGAUGAACAGUUUAUAUUUUUAAACACUAGUUAAAAAUGGAUUGAAGAUUUUUUCUGUACUUGAAAAGGCCAACAUACCACAUGUUAGAAGCCACGUGAGCUGUUUAAAAAGGGAAUCCAUAAAAAUCUAAUUAACUAUUACUUCUGAGAGACAUUAACUGAAAUUAUAACAAUCUAUGUACAGUAUUAAGUGAUUGAGAUGUGAUUGUGUUACCCGUCUAGGCAUAAUUCAGUGAAAAAAACCUUUGUUUUCAAUGAAUUAAUCAUUAAUGUUUAAUUCAGUAUAUCAUUUUUAUCAUGUUAAAUAAAUCAUGGGGAAUCAAGUGAGAUGGUAUUUUUUUUUAAGUUUGUUUAUACUCUUUCUCCUCUAUAAUAGACUUACAGGGUACAGCAAUACUUUCUAGUAGCAAUGUAGUUAGUGUAGUCUGCUUUACUGUGAUCUUGAGUCUGAAUGGCAUUGUAAUAGUCUAGUUGUUUAGCUCUCAUGGUUUUUUGGUGCUAAUAUAUUGCAUUCACAGCCCUGACCAAUAACAUUCAGCAGCGAAGCACAAUACUGCCCUUUAAGAGAGAGCCAGAAUUACAUCUAAAAGCAACGUACAUCUGUUAUGUCACAAUUUAGAAGUGUUCUGUUAUGUUAAAUUAUCACUGAGAAUUUACUGUGUUGAUAUAAAACUGUUGUACCCUUAAUUCUGCAAUUUUUGGUUUUAGUGACGGAGAAUAUUUGGUCCCUAAAACCUGUCUUAUUCUAAACUGUUUUCUUAUACACCUCUACCCAGAUAUAACACUGUCCUUGGGAACCAAAAAAUCUUACUGUGUUAUAGGUGAAACCGUUACAUUGAAGUUUCUUUGAUCUGCCGGAGUGCACAGGCCGGCCCCCCCAUAGCACUGCUUUACUGCGUUAUAUCUGAAUUCGUGUUAUAUCGGUUUGUGUUAUAUCGGGGUAGAGGUGUAUUUAACAUUUGGCACAAAACUCUCUACGGGGGAGCAAAUGAUAGUCAGUGUUUAUCAUACAUUUUACCUUUUUAUUAUGAGCAGUCUGGACACAAAGGAGUUGAUCUAUGAUUCUGUGAUCAGCUUGAUCAGAUCUUCAGGAUUUAUUCUCUUUAUUGGAAAGUUUUUUGUUUUGUUUUCUCCUGACAAAAACCAUUUUCUUCACAUUUGUAUCACUUCGCUGCUUUUCUGUAUAGAAAAGUUACUGAAGAACUUGAACAAUUUUUAAAAUAAAAAUAUUUUAAAAAUGGUAAAUAUUUGUAUAAGCCCCAAUAUAGGUGAGAAUCUUCACAGCAGGAUGGUCCUUUGCUUCUUUUUUAACCGGCUAUAAAAGCCUUUUAUACGCUGUUAUUAAUGUAGUCAAAGAAUUAGGCUUUCCAAAGAAUUAGGAAUCUUAUUGUAGUGUGUGUGUGUGUGUGUGUGUGUGUGUGUGUGUGUUUUUUCCUGGUGUCCUGAUUUUGUUUUAACAUGUUAAAUUAUAUGUACAGGAAGAAGACUUUCCGUUUUCUGUUGUGCAAUAGUAAGAAAAUUAAAGAUGGAAAGCACAUUAAGGACCAAACAGUAAAGAACUGUUUUGCCAAAAGGCUCCAGCCAGCCAUACACACACAUUGCAUUGAAUCAGUACUCAGAACUUCAGUGCCUGCUGUUAGAAUUACUUCAGCUACUUAACGGUGAACUGACAAAUGUUUUGGGAGGUGGGGAGUGGAGGUUAUUAACAGCAGAUUAUAUAUGCAGACUCAAGGCCGAAUUAUUGAAGUUCAGGGUGCUGCCUGAAGGAGUAAGGAGUACUCGCCUGUCUGUGAUUUCAUAUGAUUGGGCCCAUACAUGUUACAAAGGCAUUAUUUUCCUCUCUUGGGAUGGGGAGCAGGAGGGAAGAGACUCGACUCUUUCAUCUGCAGGGGAAUCCCCUUUUACUUCUAACCCCUGAUGAUUUUUCUUUUUAAAGCUUGUUCUUCAAGAAGAAUUGCAAUGGAUGGCCUUUUUUUUGGUACUAACAAAUACUGAAUGUAACUGCCAUAAAUUUUAGGAAGAAGCCACAAACAGAAUCCUCUUUACUGUAGGUAGUUUGUGGUGAGCACCGAGUAUUGCAUCAGAUUGUUAGUUUGAAAAGGUUGAUGUUCUAUUAAGCCAAAUUCUAUCAGAAAUUUGCAAUUUCGUUGACAUGUUUAAUGCUGAAUAGUUUGUAGAGGGAAAUUAGUAGGCUAAGAAAGGGGAAGCAGUCAAGAGCAGUCCUGCUUCUCAAAGCUGCAUGAAAGUGAAGCAUAUUUGUCUAAAGUCUAGUAAUUUGUGGCAUAUAUAUAUAAAGCAGUCUUAGACUAGCUGUGUGGCAGGAGAACCUGGAGCAGCAGAAAAAACAAUGGACUGUAGGAAGGGGAAAGUACUCCUUUUAUUUGGGUAACAGCUGAUAGCUUGGUUGAGCCUGUACUACUUGAGAAUUAAUUGCUGAGUUACUAUUGUGUGUUCUGUACCUUUAAUUGUGCUUCACCUCUAUUUAAAAGCUUUGUACUGCCUCUCUUGAAACUGGUAAAGCCUUUAAAAUUUUAAAUUAAUGAGCUUGCACAAUCUUGUAUACAGAAAACCCAUCUUGUCUCUACUGUGAUUAUUAAUGUAUUAUAUCAUUCUGUAAAAACUGAUUAAAAAGGAGAGCAGUUUAACCGUGA
This is a messenger RNA of Gopherus flavomarginatus (Mexican gopher tortoise), 8649 nucleotides long. RefSeq names its product GTPase activating protein and VPS9 domains 1 (gene GAPVD1). Gene Ontology annotation, cellular component: cytosol; endocytic vesicle. The transcript is spliced from 27 exons. Gene Ontology annotation, molecular function: guanyl-nucleotide exchange factor activity; small GTPase binding. Gene Ontology annotation, biological process: regulation of GTPase activity; vesicle-mediated transport. The record is from RefSeq and is a predicted model, not a curated record. The coding region runs from base 84 to 4526 and encodes 1480 amino acids. Lineage: Eukaryota; Metazoa; Chordata; Testudines; Testudinidae.